Penicillium salamii is the source of this 3324-nucleotide messenger RNA. The record is from the annotation of a GenBank genome assembly. NCBI's taxonomy places the organism in Eukaryota, Fungi, Ascomycota, Eurotiomycetes, Eurotiales, Aspergillaceae.
AUGGCUUUCUUUGGCUUUGAUACUACCCUACCUAGGGACCGCGAUGGUUCCGGGCCUAGGGGGUUCUUCGAGACCCCAGAUCCCUUUGCGCAAGUCGCUCAAGCUAGUGCGCUCGAUGAUGACGCGAUUGACUUUGAGGAUACCUACGAUGGUCUCGGUGACCAGCUCGACGAUGACCAGGACGAGUUCAACGAUGACACGUUUGGUGGACCCGGGCCCGAAUCAUCCGGAAGAGACUUCGAUUUCUUUGGGAAGACUGCUCAGGUUUCGGAUGCGAUUGGCGAGGAGCAGGUUCGCUAUAGUCUGCAAAAUCCCAAUGCUCCCCGUGUAGCCCAGCCGGUGGCUCAACCCGUCCAGCAGCCCGCCCCCCAGGUUAAGCGCUCUGGCUAUGAGAAGUACUCGGAGCCAGGAUAUAUUCCGGACUUGCAAGCCAAGUCCAGCGUUUGGGGAGUGUCGCAGAAGAAGCCCGAGCCUACUCCCACCAGUCGGAAAAUGAUGAGCUUGGAGGAGGUGGAAGCGCAAAUGCGUCACAGCAGUCACGCAGUGCCACCAGCAGGAGAUGCCUUCCUUAGAUCUAUGGUCGAGCCCCAGUAUCACCCACAACCCCAGCACCUUCAGGCAAUUCCCGAUGGGUACCCACCUGUCCACCCAGAGUUCUUGCAGGCGCAGCUGAGACAAGGUCACCUCCCUCAGAUGGCCCACCCACCACCUGGUAUGCCAGAGCUCUAUGGUGGGCCAGGCAUUAUGCCACCGGGUGGACCACUGCACAUGGCGCAAAACAUCAAUGCUCCUCCGCAGAACAUGCCACCUCCUGGCCCGCGCCCCACCGGCCCCCAGGUUCAACGCCCUCCCCAGCAGCCUCCACAGCACCAGCAGCUGCCGCCAAACCGGGUUUCUAACAAUGGAAUGCCUGUCAUCACCGACCCGCAGCAGCUCGCGCAUCUCACCCCCGAGCAGCGAAAUGCUUAUCUGAUGGAGGAUGCCAAGCGGGCGAAGCGCAACCACAAGAUCUUCCUCUUGUCCCGCGGCAAUGGCUUGAUGACUCCUCAAGAUAAAAAUUUCAUCACUCGUAUUCAGCUACAGCAGCUUGUCGCAGCAGCGGGAAGUAUAGCAGAUUCGGAUCCAGAAGCCGUUCUGGCCGAAGAUUUCUAUUACCAGGUGUGCAGCCAGAUUCGUGGCGCGCCGCGCCAACACCCCCACCAACCGCUCGGACACUUCGCGCAGACCUACCUCCUCCAAACGGGCAACCGACUCGGCGGGCAUCGCCGUGGUAACUUCCAAAGCGCCGACAACCACAUGCAGCGCAUGCAGCAACAGGUUCAGCGCGCCGUGGAAGCGGCCAAGGCUAAGCCCAAGAACAAGCAGCUUAUCAUCGAAGGCAGUCUGGGCAAGAUUGCCUUCAGCAACGCUAAGGCGCCCAAGCCGAUGUUGAACAUCAAGCGUCCGGACAGUGCAGAUGGCCCGAAACCCAAGAAGCUUCAGUCUAGCCUCAGCCUUAGUGAUCGCAAGUCGAUCCUUACCAACGUUGAGCAUGUAUACAGUGCAUUGAUGGCAAUGGAAGAUAUGGAACGGACGAUGCCCCCACCCCCGGAGGAGGGCGACGCUGAGGCCAUCCAAGAACAUAUGGAAUGGCGACAGAAACUUCACUCUCUUAACCAAAAGCUGUGGCGUUCACUGAAAGUGAUGGAGCCCAUUGUUCCCAACUCGACGACACCCCACCCCUUCAUCGCAUUUCUCUCAUACCCUAAGGGUAAGAAGGCUAUUCCUCGCAUCUUCCGUCACAUCGACCAGGAACAGCGAGUCACCAUUCUUACCAUGAUUGUCGUUCACCUCGACAGCCUGGAUGUGGUUCGCCUUGCCCAGCCCGUGCCAGGUGAGGCUCAACCAUCGCUCGGCAUGCGCGAGGCUAUUGAUUUGUUCUCAUUGGCCGUCAUGCCCUGCCUUCUAGGCUACGUGAACGAGGCGCCGUUCAACAUCAUCAUUGGUCUGCUUGGAUUGGUUAUCAACCAAACUCAUGUGCAGACUGUAGCCCGAACUAAGGUUGGUCUGGGCAUCUUGACAAUGCUGCUCAGCCGUGCCGAAAUUGUCAAGGAGGCUGGCCAAGCUUCCGAACACGAUUGGCAGCAGUGGGUGGAGAAGUUUAAUGUUCUCUUCGAUACUUUGGAACCUGGCUUGAACGACACCUUCCCCGGAACCAUUAGCUCCGGUGACGAUAUGUACGUUUGGCAGUUCCUUGCCGCUGUCGGUAUUGGUGCCAGUCCCGAGCAGCAGCAGCGCUUGGUGAUUGCCGUUAAGGAUCGCGUGAUGGAAACCGUGGGUUACAGCAAGACCCUCCCAGCCGAUAUGGGCAGUCAGCGCUUGAGUAAUGUCAACCUGUUCAUGCGUGCCAUUGGUCUGGACGUUGAACUCCUCGGUUAAAUAACGCCCGUUAUGUGGGUAAUCUUGAUUUCAGAUUUCAGUCUCGGAUAGCAGUUCUCGUUGCGGGUCCGGCCCCGUUUUGCGAGCAUUUCCGCCGACUUCAGACCUCACCUCUAGCACCAAAUGGGCUAGACAUUGAGUCUGUACAUCACUGCCAUUCGCCGUCUACAUCUACACGAGUAAUGGGGACUCAUGAUAAAUGAUUAGAAGGGGAUAUAGGCCCAGGUUCUUAACAUCUGCAGGAACCUUUUUUUUUUAUUAUUUCAAUACCAAUUUCACCUGUUCAAAUGUUCCAAUUUAUUUUCGGGUGAAUGUUCUAAGUACAUAACUGCCAAAGAGCCGAAGUGGCCCGUUGCCGAGACCCCGGGAACGGCUCUGGACCCUGAACGUGGGCCCAAAUGCGGCAGCUCAGGCCAGAUCGCACGAUGUAUGCGGCUUCGGACAUUUUCCCAAUGCAUGUACGAAUAGGUUGUGGUUGCAUCUAAUUGCGCAUUUCUUGCGCAUUUCUAAAGUUUUUGAUGAAAACAGAAGUGCAUUCAAGAGUAUACUUUGGGAAGCAAUUAACUUUCGAAGUAAACAGGUACGGAGUAAACAAUCAGCGAAACUACUCGUAAAUAAACAGGGCCUACUAGUCACAGUCAAUUGGUCAGGGGUAAAUAACUUAUAUGGCACGAUCGACAGUAGAUGAAGCAAAAAUUAAGAUGAAAUUAAGAUGAGAAGGUGAAGAUGAGCAGGGCCGCGUCAUAAGAGUAGAAGGGCCACCCCACCAUUUUCCCCUUAAAAGCUGCCCCUCGCCCGCUUUUGACUUCCCCAUACCUCUCUCUAUCUACUCAUCAUGUCUGCUGGUUCAGUUCUUGUUGCUGGUGGCACGGGCUACAUUGGCUCGUUCACCACCCUUGCCCUCCU